Messenger RNA from Ilex paraguariensis (yerba mate), 1359 nucleotides. The record is from the annotation of a GenBank genome assembly. NCBI's taxonomy places the organism in Eukaryota, Viridiplantae, Streptophyta, Magnoliopsida, Aquifoliales, Aquifoliaceae.
AUGGAGUUGCAGGUUUCAAGGCGAGAUAUUGUACGAUAUGGAAGUUUGGGCAUUGCUGUAUCUUGUCUCUUUUUCACCAUUACAAACUGGAAGGCAAUGAAAUAUGCAACUCCAAAAGCUAUAUGGAAAUUGAUAUUUGGAGUGAGCAGUCCUCCCUUUGGACAGAAUGAAGACAAAUCCCGUUCUGCAAGGAUCCAACAAUUUGUGAGCUAUAUAUCUGAUUUGGAAGCCAGGGGUUCUGCUACCAUUGUGCCUGAGUUUCCAUCUAAACUUGAUUGGUUGAAUACAGCUCCCCUUCAGCUACGCAGGUUCACUGUUAUAGGUGUGCACUCUGCAAAGUUUGACAACGAGAAAGACUUAGAAGCAAUUCGCAAUGCUGUGUUACGCUAUGGCAUCACUCACCCAGAUUUGAAAGGAAAGGUGGUUGUCCUAGACUUCUGGACCUAUUGUUGUAUAAAUUGUAUGCAUGUGUUGCCAGAUCUGGAGUUCUUGGAGAAAAAAUACAAAGAUAUGCCGUUCACUGUUAUAGGUGUGCACUCUGCAAAGUUUGACAACGAGAAAGACUUAGAAGCAAUUCGCAAUGCUGUGUUACGCUAUGGCAUCACUCACCCAGUUGUCAAUGAUGGAGAUAUGUUUUUAUGGCGAGAGUUAGGUGUAACUUCAUGGCCAACAUUUGCUAUUGUUGGGCCUAAUGGUAAGCUUCUUGCACAAAUAUCAGGUGAAGGUCACCGGAAGGAUCUUGACGAUUUAGUAGAGGCAGCUUUUCUGUUCUAUGGAAGAAAGAAGAUGUUGGAUAACACCCCUAUUCCAUUGAGUUUGGAGAAGGAAAAUGAUUCCCGCAUAUUAACUUCCCCUUUGAAGUUUCCCGGUAAGCUGGCGGUUGAUGUCCUCAACAAUCGGCUGUUCCUUUCAGAUAGUAACCAUAACCGAAUAGUAGUCACGGACCUAGGUGGAAAUUGUAUUGUUCAAAUUGGGAGCACAGGUGAGGAGGGUUUUCGUGAUGGUAACUUUGAUGAUGCCACCUUCAAUCGCCCACAGGGUCUAGCGUACAACACAAAGAAGAACCUCCUGUAUGUCGCAGAUACUGAAAAUCAUGCUCUAAGGGUCAUUGAUUUUGUUAAUGAGACUGUGCAAACUGUCGCUGGAAAUGGAACCAAAGGUUCUGAUUACAAAGGGGGAGGAAAGGGGCCCACUCAGCUCCUCAACUCUCCCUGGGAUGUCUGCUUCGAGCCAGUCAAUGAAAUUGUUUAUAUCGCAAUGGCUGGCCAGCAUCAGAUCUGGGAACAUAAUACAUUAGAUGGAGUUACAAGAGCUUUUAGUGGCGAUGGUUUUGAAAGAAACUUGAAUGGUUCGAGGUAA